AUGGCGGCCAAUUUUAUAGGCGGGAUUAUAUCAAAGGUUUUAAACUCUCCGGAAGCGGGAGAACGGGAGUUUUGGACCUCCUGGGCUCUAUUCAUCCUUAUAAUGCUCUUGAUUACGGCACUGUUCACCAGCUACUUGCUUAAACAGAAGCGCAUUCAGGCGGUACAUGAAACAGUUUUGUCUAUAUUUGGCGGAAUGGUUGUUGGGCUGGUUAUUAGAUUUACACCAGGAACACUGAUUCAGAAAUCAGUCAGCUUUGACUAUCAGUUCUUUUUCAACCUUCUCCUUCCUCCUAUUAUAUUAGCAUCGGGUUACGAGUUGCACCAGGGCAAUUUCUUCCGAAAUAUUGGGAGUAUUCUUACCUUUGCUUUUGCUGGAACAUUCAUCUCUGCAUUAGUCCUAGGACUCAUCUUAUUUCUUUGGACACGCAUUCCCAUUGAGGGACUAGAUAUCUCCUUCGUCGAGGCAUUUUCUGUCGGAGCCACACUUUCGGCCACCGAUCCUGUCACCAUUCUUGCAAUAUUCAACGUUUAUAAGGUCGAGCCUAAACUAUACACUGUCAUCUUCGGAGAGUCUAUUCUAAACGAUGCUAUUGCUAUUGUUUUGUUCGAGACAGCCCAGAGAUACAAACCUGGCAGCGCAGCCGGCUCCCUGACUGUCCUCAGCCUGUUUGAGGCUAUCGGUAUAUUCUUGAUAGUUUUCUUUGGCAGUCUGCUUAUUGGUGUGGUUGUUGGCAUAGGCACAGCAUUGGGUCUCAAAUAUACCCAUGUUCGCCGUGACCCUAAGAUUGAAAGCUGCCUUAUUCUCUUAAUUGCUUAUGCCUGCUAUUUCUUCUCUACUGGAAUUCACAUGUCCGGUAUUGUAUCAUUAUUGUUUUGUGGGAUGACGUUGAAGCACUAUGCUUAUUACAACAUGUCUCGUCGAACUCAGCUCACGACAAAGUACAUUUUCCAAACCAUGGCACAGCUUUCAGAGAAUUUCAUAUUCAUCUAUCUGGGCUUGGAUCUGUUUACCGACGAGAAUCUACAAUUCAAACCCCUCUUUAUCAUGGUGUCUGUUGCGGGAAUAUGCGUAGCAAGAUACUUAUCAGUGUUUCCGUUGUCAAAGGCUAUCAACUGGGUUAUUCGAUAUCGAGCAGCAAACCGAGGUAGGGAUGUGGCAGACGAGCUGCCUUAUCCUUAUCAAGCCAUGCUUUUCUGGGCAGGCUUACGAGGAGCUGUUGGUGUUGCAUUAGCUGCGGGACUUGAAGGAACAAAUGCUCCCGCUCUACGUGCAACCGUUCUGGUCGUUGUCGUCCUGACGGUUAUCAUAUUUGGAGGUACAACUGCCCGAAUGCUAGAAAUUCUGGACAUCCGCACCGGAGUCGUUGAGGAAAUAGAUUCCGAUGAUGAAUUUGACAUCGAAGUAACGAAUGGCGGCACAUAUUACAAACGAUCGGGGACUGGUAUGGGCCACACACCGCGUAGAAGCGACUUCCAACUGGACUCGGUUGCAAGGGAGACCGAUAUCAAUAGAACCGGGCACGGCUACUCAAGCGGUAGUAAUGGGCGGCUAACCCCUCAGGCAAACGAAAGUCAUCCUGGCAGUCUUUCAAGAAAGAAAUCCUCAUAUUCCAGAAAGGACCGUACACGGUCCCGAGACGGAGCUUCGACGCGGGAAUUGCUUGGAGGCCGAGCCGGAAGCGGAAGCGGUAGCAGCGUCGAUUUGGACAGUGGUCAUGAUAGGAGUCUCUCCGGACGAAACGCAAGAGGCACAGGUGACAUGGGCAUGAACAUCGAAGACUUUGACCUUGAAGUUGACGCCGCAUUCUCUGACGAUGAUUUACCUCCUGCCGCCGCCUCGCAGGCCCAACGUACUCGCACACACUCACAAUCUAGAUCGACUUCCGCUCACGCUACCCACUCCGGCGAUGGACCAUACACCAAUAACUCGCAAGGAGAACCGUCAUCUUCAUCCAAACCUAUCACGGCUGCCACAGAUGCAUUCCGUGAUUUAUUGACUGGUAAUCGUGACCAUGCUACAUGGUUCAAACAGCUUGACGAUGAAUACAUAAAACCAAAAUUAUUACUUGAUCAGGGAUCCGGGUCUGGGUCCCCAUCUGGAUCUGGACGCAAGGGACCUGAUGCUGUAUGA
This is a messenger RNA of Microsporum canis CBS 113480, 2133 nucleotides long. Its product is annotated as mitochondrial sodium/hydrogen exchanger. The coding region runs from base 1 to 2133 and encodes 710 amino acids. Gene Ontology annotation, molecular function: sodium:proton antiporter activity. The transcript has 5 exons. Gene Ontology annotation, cellular component: late endosome; fungal-type vacuole membrane; early endosome. Lineage: Eukaryota; Fungi; Ascomycota; Eurotiomycetes; Onygenales; Arthrodermataceae. Gene Ontology annotation, biological process: sodium ion transport; proton transmembrane transport; vacuolar acidification. The record is from RefSeq and is a predicted model, not a curated record.